This is a messenger RNA of Gambusia affinis (western mosquitofish), 1938 nucleotides long. It is a transcript of the gene cdk15, whose product is annotated as cyclin-dependent kinase 15. The record is from RefSeq and is a predicted model, not a curated record. The coding region runs from base 11 to 1387 and encodes 458 amino acids. Gene Ontology annotation, cellular component: cytosol; cytoplasm; nucleus. Gene Ontology annotation, molecular function: cyclin binding; ATP binding; cyclin-dependent protein serine/threonine kinase activity. The transcript has 13 exons. NCBI's taxonomy places the organism in Eukaryota, Metazoa, Chordata, Actinopteri, Cyprinodontiformes, Poeciliidae. Gene Ontology annotation, biological process: protein phosphorylation.
CAGAGGAAAGAUGGAGGAGUUUUCCCGCUGCGUGACGGAGGCCGGCGGCUGGCUGAGGAGCUGCUGCUGCUGCCAGGAGGAGGAGGAGGAAGAUGAAGGACCAGAGGAGGAGGAGGAACAUCCCAGGAGCUGCACGAACUGGACCUCCAUCCCGCCUUCUGUGGUGGAACAUGAAGCUCCUGGCCCGUCUGGGCCUCAGCCUUACUGGUUCCACACGCUGCAGGUCCGACGGCUCAGGAUUCCAAGAGGACGAAGCAACAGUGACCCACUAAGAGCAGCGACUGCGCAGGAAGUCUUCACCUGGAAAGCCGGUCUGGAGUUCGGAGCGGCCCAGUCGUACCUGAGUCUGGAGAAGCUGGGAGAAGGAGCUUUCGCCUCCGUCUACAAGGGUAUAAGCAGGAUCAACGGCCAGCUGGUGGCUCUGAAGGUGAUCCGUAUGAAGACAGACGAGGGGAUCCCGUUCACCGCCAUCAGAGAAGCCUCUCUCUUAAAGCAUCUGAAACACGCCAACAUUGUCCUCCUGCAUGACAUCAUCCACACCAGAGAGACGCUCACCUUCGUCUUUGAAUAUGUGCAGACAGAUCUGGCCCAGUACAUGACGCAGCACCCCGGAGGACUUCAUUCGCACAACGUGCGGAUCUUCAUGUUCCAGCUGCUGCGCGCCCUCAGCUACAUCCACAGUCGCAGGAUCCUUCACCGAGACCUGAAGCCCCACAACCUGCUCAUCAGCUACCUGGGAGAACUCAAGGUGGCGGACUUCGGUCUCUGCUGUGCUUUUAACCCUGAGAGACUCCAUGGUGCAGGGCUGGCCCGGUCCAAGUCCAUUCCUGCCCAGAACUUCUCCUCAGAGGUGGUGACGCUGUGCUAUCGCCCCCCCGACGUUCUGAUGGGAUCCAUCCACUAUUCUACGGCCCUGGACAUGUGGGGGGCGGGCUGCAUCUUCAUAGAGAUGCUGCAGGGAGCGCCAGCGUUCGCAGGAGGUUCUGAUGAGCUGGAGCAGCUGCAGAACAUCUGGACGGUUCUGGGCGUCCCGUCAGAGGACAGCUGGCCCGGGGUCAGUCUGCUGCCUAAUUACACACCAGAGCGCUUCAUUCACUGCAGGCCGAAGCUUUUUAGAGAUGUCUGGAAAAGGUUGGAUCAGCUCUCCUGUAGGACUGAUGACCUGGUCCAGAAGAUGCUCAGGCUGGUUCCGACAGAACGGAUUUCAGCCCAGGAGGCUUUGCAGCAUCCAUAUUUUAGCACGCUUCCUGCUCCCAUCAUGCACCUCAGAGACUCUGUGUCCAUCUUCAAAGUUCCUGGCGUUCGCCUGGAGACAGAGUUCAGAGACAUCUUGAACCCCGGACGGAAACUGAAGUCAGCCCGGCUUCCUGCCGCCGGCUGUUGGUGAUCAAACCACAAAUCAGAUCAACUCGACCUGACAAGACGAGGAAAGGGGCAAACCAACCCCUUAGGUAGACGGAUUCAUAAACUAGGGAUGGAUUUCUGAUGCACUGGUCCAGGGCAGCUGCAGCUAUGAUGCAGUGGAGUCCUCUGGACUUGAUCAACACUGCAGAAUGUUUUGCAGAGAACCUAAAUAAAACGUUGAGCGUCUCAGCGGGUGUGGUCCUGCCUGAAUCAACAUGAAUCCAGAGACUCUUUCUGCUCCUCCAGAAACAGGUUCUGGUCCACAGGGCGUAACCGUUUCUGUUUUGUUUCAGGUUACAACACGUCUCCAUCUGUCUGCUUCAGGCUCUCAGAGCGUUACCUGGAAGGAAAUCCACCAGUCAGGUUCUGUUGGAGGAGAGGAGCUGCUCUGUGAAACUCACUUCUGCCUGACCAUUGAUGUUGUGACCAAGAGCCAGAAGCUGCAACUGCUGAGAUGUUUAUACAUUUAUGUAUAUUUGUUUUGUACAUUUGAUUUCCAAAGAAAUUAAAAGAAAAACAUCCAGACCUCUGGAA